Molecule: messenger RNA, 2852 nt
Organism: Erythranthe guttata (spotted monkey flower)
Lineage: Eukaryota; Viridiplantae; Streptophyta; Magnoliopsida; Lamiales; Phrymaceae
Source: RefSeq, a predicted model, not a curated record
ACAUCAUGGUGGAAGUUUUGUUUGGAAGCCCAACAUCGAGUAUGUGGAGGGUGAAGUAAAGUGUCUUUUGGACUGUGAUAGAGAAAAGUUAUCAUAUUUUUACUUCCAAACACUAUACCAUAUUUUGGUAGGGAAAAAUGAACCAUGCUUAGUGUACUACAGAUUACCAGGUGUAUCAUUGGAGAACGGCUUAUGUUCUUUGAAAACAGAUAUUGACGUGCAUGCAAUGGUUGAUGUAUAUGAUGGAUUAAAUGUUAUUUGUAUGUAUAUGGUAAAAGAAUCAGAACUUGAUGGUGGACAUGUUGGGACAGAGACUGGGAGUGAAAGACAAAAAGAUAUUGUGGUUUUUAUUGAUGAUGAUGUUGAGAAACAAGGUGAAGAAGAAAUUGAAGGAAAUUGUGACAAAACUGUGACCAGUGAAGAUGAAAAGUUGGGAGAUGACAAGGACAAGCCACCAUCUGUACUUAGUAGUGCCCCUAGCUGGUAUGAUGAAGGUUUAGAGAUGCCAAAUGAUGACAUAUUUGGGGCUGUAGCUGAACCUGGUGGCCCUAAUUUUCUUUCAAAUGAUUGGUUCUCCGAUUCUGAAGAUCCUACACAAGCGGAAGAGCUGAGGAGUUUGAGUAAUUCUGAAGAUGGUGAAAUGACGAGAAAAGAGAUUGCCAAUACUGAUGAGUUUAAUGAGGUGACUGGCAUGAAAAAUCCAACUUUAUUUGUUGGAUUGAAAUUCUCGACAGCACAAGUAUUCAGAAAAGCUAUGGUGAGAUGGAAUGUGAUAAGAGGACAUGAUAUCGAAUACAUAAAAAAUGAGAAUAAGGUGAUAACUGCCAAGUGUAAGUAUGAAUGUGGGUGAAGGAUACAUGCAUCUCCAAUUGGUCGAACAUCAACAUUUCAGAUUAAAACUUUUUCUCCAGAGCACACAUGUGGAAGAAAGCAUGAAAAUCAUCUUGUCAAUUCUAGAUAUAUCUAGUUGAUGAGUACUUGGAUGAUUUGAGAGAUAAUGAUGAAAUGAGAGUGACAACAAUGAAAAGGAAGGCCAAAAUAGAUUUGAAUGUGGAAGUCAGCAAAUGGCAAUUUUAUAGAGCACGGAAUAAAGUGAAACAAAUUGUGGAGGGCGACAUUAAGAAGCAAUUUGCACUCUUGAGGAAUUACUGUUCAACAGUGAUUCAACAUAAUCCAGGUAGUUGCUUCAAUAUUCAAACAGUUCAGAAUAAUGUUGAAACUAGUGGUGAACAUAGAUUUUUGAGAUUGUAUGUUAGGUUAGCUGCACAAAAAGCUGGAUAUUUGGCUGCUUGCAGGCCCAUUGUAGGCCUCGAUGGUUGUUUUCUUAAAGGCUUUGUUGGGGGUCAAAUGUUGAGUGCUGUUUGUAGGGACGGAAAUGAUAACUUAUUUCCACUUGCAAUAGCUGUCGUAGAAUCUGAGUGCAAGGAUACAUGGACAUGGUUUCUCACACAAUUUCUCUUUGACAUGGGCGGGGUUCAAGAAAGAGGAUGGGUUUUCAUAUCUGAUAGACAAAAAGGACUUGUUGAGACCAUUAACGAGUUGAUGCCAGGUGUUGAGCACAGGUUUUGUUUGAGGCAUAUGUAUGCCAACUUCAAACAAAAAUACAAAGGCAAGGAGUUGAAAGAUAUGUUCUGGAAAGCAUCAUCUACUGCUAAUAUGAACGAUUGGAAAUGUGCUAUGGAGGAUAUUAAGAAAGCUGAUCCGCCAACACUUGUGAAUGGAGAUGAGGGUGAAUGUGCUUUCAACUGGUUAAUGAAGGCGAACCCUCAGAAUUGGGCUAGAUCACACUUCAGCACUAGAGCCAAGUGUGAUAUCCUAGUCAAUAACAUGAAUGAGUCAUGGAACAACUACAUUUUAGAUGCAAGAGAUAUGCACAUAAUCUCAAUGUUGGAAUGGAUUAGAAAAGCUUUGAUGACAAGAUUUCAGGUGAAAAGGGCUGGCAUGUUGAAACAUAAUGGAAAAAUUGGUCCAAAUAUUUUCAAGAAGCUAGAAAAAAUUAAAACAGCAAGUGGUAAUUGUUUUCCUACUUGGUCAGGGGGGAUGGUCUUCGAAGUUGAAUGUUACGAGGGGGUUAGUGUUAAACAAUGUUCUGUGAAUUUGGAGGCAAAAACAUGUACAUGUAGGAUGUGGGAUGUAAGUGGAAUUCCUUGCAAGCAUGCAGUUAGUGCUAUAUUUCUCAAUAAACAACAACCAGAGGACUAUCUGCACCCAUGCUUCAGUAGAGAUGCUUAUCUUGCCACUUACAACUUUCAAAUAUUUCCAGUGCCCGGGGAGCAUGAUUAUGUGUCAACUGGUUUACCACCAUUAUUACCUCCUAUUAUGAAGAAGCAACCUGGAAGGCCUAAGAAAAAGAGAAAUAAGACUGCUGAUGAGCUACCUUCAACCACGACAAGCAAACAAAUUGUUCCUUCCAAAGUGUCGAGAAAGAACUUGCCAGUUACAUGUGCCAAAUGUCUCAAAACAGGACAUAACAAAAGAGGGUGCAAGGGAGAUAUGCAUCCCAACUCUAAGUUGUUGAAGGUAAAGUAUAUAUAUUUUAUUGAAAAAUAAUUUUAUUAUUGUUUACUAAUUUUUCAUUAUUUUAUUGCAGCCUAGAGAUGUCCAUCAAAGUGGAGUUAAAAGAAAGGAGAAAAGACAUACUCAAAGUGAACAACAUUCAGUUCAUAAUCAAGUAGUUGGCUCUCGACCUCAAUUCCAGAAUCCAUUCACAUCAAGCAAUUCAUUACCAUCCGAGUCUGCUAGGCCACAUUCUUCAUCCCAACCUCAACCUCAAUUUCAGGUUUGUUUUGAAAUCUUUGAGGAUGUAUAUAAAUUGUGUAUCUUAAUUUAUCGAUUUAUUUUGUUCAUAAUAU